CGUUGAUACUUAUAAUACUGUGAUCAAGUCCUUUUGUGAGUCGGGUUCUUCGAGCUCAUGUUAUUCAGUGAUUGAUGAGAUGGUUAGGAAGAAAUGGAAGCCUAAUGCAACUACAUUUGGUAUUUUAAUUUCUGGGUUUUAUAAGGAGGAGAAGCUUGAUGAGGUUGGGAAGGUGCUGGAGAUGAUGAAGAAGCUAGAAGUGCCUAUAGGGAUUGGAACAUAUAACACUAGGAUUCAAAGUCUGUGUAAGCUUAAGAAAACUAUGGAAGCAAAAGAGUUGCUUGAUGGGCUUAUGUUAACUGGGAUGAAACCAAAUUCGGCUUCUUAUUGUCAUUUGAUUCAUGGGUUUUGCAAGGAAGGGAAGUUGGAUGAAGCCAAGAACUUGUUUAACAAGAUGAUCAGUAGUGGCUUUAAACCGGACAGUGAUUGCUAUUUUACAUUAGUCAAUUAUGCAUGCAAAGCUCGUGAUUUUGAAGCAGCGUUGAUGUUUUGCAAGCAAAGUAUGAAGAAAGAUUGGGUUCCCAAUUUUUCGACUAUGAAGUUGCUUGUUGAAGGGCUUGGCAACAGUUUGAGGGUUCAUGAAGCAAAUGAGCUCGUGCAGCAGAUGAAGGAGAGGUUCCCGAAAAAUGCCCAUAUGUGGAAUGAAGUAAAAGAGAAUUUACUCAAAGGAGAGGAUGCUUGACAUAGUAUGCUGAUGCCAGGUUCUGUCUUGCCUUCAUAUGCUUCAGUCUUGGAUCUCUUGGAUGCAUUUCGGAGGUCUCUUCUAUUUUCUUGUGGUCUAGUGGAUUCAGGUCUCACAGAAGUACCGGCUCGGUACAUCCAACCACUCGACCAACGAAUCAACAAGCAAGAUGCAGCCGUGGCACUUCAAAACAUGACCGUUGAUCUAUCUGAGCUCGAUGGUCCUAACCAUGAGCAAGUGGUCAAGACCAUUGCUCAUGCUGCUGAAACUCUAGGGUUCUUUCAGGUGGUGAACCAUGGUGUGUCCUUAGAGCUCAUGGAGUCGCUUAAAGUUGCAGCCCACCGGUUUUUUAGCCAACCGGCUGAAAAGAAGGCGGUUUAUCUCAAGGGGGUGAGCCCGAGUCCGAUUGUCAAGUAUGGUACUAGCUUUGUUCCUGAGAAAGAGAAGGCUUUGGAAUGGAAGGACUAUGUAAGCAUGGUUUACACUAAUGAUGCCAAUGCUCUUGAGUUUUGGCCUAAUGAAUGCAAGGAAGUGGCUCUCGAGUACAUAAAGAUGUCAACGGAAAUGGUGAAAAGGCUAUUACGAGCACUCAUCGGUAACCUAGAAGUAAAACUAGAUGAGUCAACACUCGAUGCCCUUGUAGGUUUAAGGAUGGUGAACAUGAACUUCUACCCGACGUGUCCAAACCCCGAGCUGACCGUUGGUGUGGGGAGGCACUCUGAUAUGGGCACGCUAACCGUCCUUUUACAAGAUGGCAUCGGUGGAUUAUACGUGAAAAAAGGCGAAGCCUCGUCAUCGGCAAACGAAGAAUGGAUCGAGAUUCCACCCGUCCAUGGUGCUUUGGUCAUCAACGUUGGUGAUGCACUACAGAUUUUAAGCAACGGGAGGUACAAGAGUGCGGAACAUAGAGUGCGAACCACAAGUGUCGAGUCAAGAGUGUCGGUUCCAAUAUUCAACGCCCCAUUGCCGGUGGCGAAAAUUGGACCAUUGCCCGAGUUGGUGGCUCGUGACGGUGUUGCUCGAUAUCGAGAACUCGUAUUUGAAGAUUACAUGAACAACUUUUUCGGGAAAUCUCACGAAGGAAAGAAAUCGCUCGAUUUUGCAUCUAUUUUGUAAUAUUAAUACCAGUUCCCUGUGAAGCUUUAUCCCUCCAUUGAAUCAAAUGGUGUUUCUUGUGUGUAAUAAAAGACUUGUGAUGAUGAAAUCGAAUUGUUAAGUUUCU
Cynara cardunculus var. scolymus (artichoke) is the source of this 1904-nucleotide messenger RNA. Its product is annotated as pentatricopeptide repeat-containing protein At1g61870, mitochondrial-like. The transcript is spliced from 5 exons. Bases 689 to 1798 code for a protein of 369 amino acids. NCBI's taxonomy places the organism in Eukaryota, Viridiplantae, Streptophyta, Magnoliopsida, Asterales, Asteraceae. The record is from RefSeq and is a predicted model, not a curated record. Gene Ontology annotation, molecular function: protein binding.